This is a messenger RNA of Neurospora hispaniola, 1002 nucleotides long. RefSeq lists its product as uncharacterized. The transcript is spliced from 5 exons. Bases 1 to 1002 code for a protein of 333 amino acids. The record is from RefSeq and is a predicted model, not a curated record. Lineage: Eukaryota; Fungi; Ascomycota; Sordariomycetes; Sordariales; Sordariaceae.
AUGUUGCUGAGCUGCCCAGCCUGCGGUGGUGUCCGCAAUGUGUCCGAGGAACGUGGCGGAGGAAUAAAAUACCGUGAGGAAAGAAAGGAAAAAAACGUGUGGAACGAGCAAGGGGUCCCCAAACCUGGAGUCCCGGGCGGAUUCCGACUUCGAUUUCUCGCCGUUGCGCGUGAGUCUGCGGUGGUGACCCCCGUGUUGUUUCCCCAAGCACUCUUGCACAGUGGCUGCCCUGUCAUUGAGACCAGGCCAGCGCGAUAUGAGGGCCGAUUAAGUCGCAUCGAGCCUUCAACCUCCGGGUAUCGUGGGAUCGCGCGAGCGGAGUAUGCAAGAGUCGUUGCCAACGCGCGUCAAGGCGCUUGCGACAUUGAAGGCAACGGCCAGUCCACCAGUCAACAACAAUUCUGCGCCUUUCUGCUGCAAGAUCAACCAUGCCGUUUAUGGCGCUGUGAAAAGAUGAAUGAGGCGCCAGUACAUAUGGAGGAUAUCGUAUCGGCUGCCAAGAAGUGGUAUGUGACCCCUCUGCGGCCCGACCACCUCUUGGUGUACCACAUCUCAACGACUUCUGUCUCGUCUUCAUCUCCAUCCGGAAUACUUGAUCGGUCGGCCAGAUCUGGAGUUCGGCUCGUCGACUUUUCUUUGUGCGACAGGAAUGUCGUGAUCAUCAGGGACGAGGCCGAACGGGUCACCAGGCACUGCCGCGGCUUAAUCGGGAACAAUGUUCCAGACUGCCAAUACCGUAUUAUCAAUGCGCAAAGUCAAAAGGCUCUUGCUGUUUCGGAAUCGGCCACAACUCCAUCUGCCUACAAGCAACUUAAACAUAAGUCACGGCUCCAAGUAGGUAGUGUACCAUCUGCAUGGUUCCGGGCCAAAGUCGAACUCAACGUCUCGACAUUCAACCCCGCCAGCGUGGACAAUGCAAUCACAUUCACAUUCGCCGCAUUUCGCAACGCCAGCGGCAGCUCGAUCAACGGCUCUGCCGACUCCGCUUGCUUUGGCAGAUAA